AUGUCGACCACUUGCGCAAUCAAAGAGCAGGAUAUUGAGCAAGCCGCAUGCAACAAGAUAACAGAAAGUUCGAGCUCUUGCAUUCAAAGAGAACUCAAUUCCUCGGGUAGGCAUUUCGCCAUGCCUCGGAGGCACUGUCCCAUCGAUGAUGGCUCAAGCAGGAAGCUGGGAUGA
Messenger RNA from Parastagonospora nodorum SN15, 174 nucleotides. RefSeq lists its product as hypothetical. Lineage: Eukaryota; Fungi; Ascomycota; Dothideomycetes; Pleosporales; Phaeosphaeriaceae. The transcript has 2 exons. The record is from RefSeq and is a predicted model, not a curated record. The coding region runs from base 1 to 174 and encodes 57 amino acids.